Messenger RNA from Coniosporium apollinis CBS 100218, 1215 nucleotides. RefSeq lists its product as uncharacterized. NCBI's taxonomy places the organism in Eukaryota, Fungi, Ascomycota, Dothideomycetes. The transcript has a single exon. The record is from RefSeq and is a predicted model, not a curated record. Bases 1 to 1215 code for a protein of 404 amino acids.
AUGUUCACCUCACGAACAGCAGCCCGCUCAGCGCAGGCGCUCCGCGUAAGAGGAGCUUCUCGCACCAUCCGCAACACCCGCUUCCAAUCUACCAAUCCUCCACGCGACGCAGACCGUGCAGGUGGCCUUGGUCCGGCCGCGGUUGGCGGCAUCGCAGGAGCCGCCGUCUCCCUUGCCGGUUUCUACGCGUGGUAUCACUUCUCUGGCGCCAAGACUAUCGUUCAGAAGACCAGUCAAAUUAAGUUCUACUUCGACGACGCGCAGAAGAAGCUCAAGGAGAACAUCGCAGAGAAGGCGCCCGAGCCGAACGAGGCGCUCAAUUGGCUGCGGCAAAGCGCGUCCUUCUAUGGCGCGUUCAUCCCCGGCGCCAAGCAGUACAUUGACUCCGCCUUCGAUGACCUAGACACGAUCCGCGAGAAGCACGGAGACGAGGUCGACAAUAUCGUGAAGGAGGCGUUCAACGAGCUCAAGGAUGUCUCGCAGCAGGGCUUGUCGGCCAAGACGGCACAGCAAGCUUGGGACAUACUCCAAAAGCACAUGACACGCAUUGGGGAGCUGGCCGGCGAUGCGGCGUCUGAAAUCCUGAACAACCAUCCGCAGCUCAAGGACAAGGUUGGGGGCAACCUCGAUCAGCUGAAGAAGUUGGGCGAUCAGUACGGACCGGAGGCGAAGAAGCAGGUUGAGGAGACAUGGGACCAGAUACGCGACAUCAUGAAGAGCGGCGUCAGCGCGGAAACGGCGACCAAGAUCAAGAAUCUGGUCCAGGAGAAGUCUGAGAUGAUUAAGAGGAUGGGCGACGAGGCGUGGAAGAAGGGCAUGGAGCAGGCCAAGCCGUACCUCGACAAGAACCCCAAGGUGAAGGAGCUCGUGGAGAAGAACGCAGAUGCGCUCAAGCGGGGCAACGUGCAGGAGCUGUGGCAGACGGUCAAGCAGAGCGUCGAGACGGGUGAUACGUCAAAGAUCGAGCAGUACGUCAAGCAGGCCACCGACAAGGCGAAGCAGAGCGGGUUCGGCGGCUUGGAUCAGAUUAUGGGCAGGUUUGGAGGCGGCGAGAUCAUCCCGAAGCUGCAGCAGCUGCAGCAGGUCGCACAAAAGCAUGGUCAAGAAGCGGAGAAGCUCUUCAAGGAGGCCAUGGAUGAGAUCCAGCAGGUGUUGUCGAAGAAGUCGGAGCAGGCGAAGGCGCUGGCUGACAAGGCGAAGAAGGACUCCAAAUGA